UACACCUUCCAGCAGAUGCUAGAAAUGGCCAUCACCGCAGCUAUGUUUAGGGAUGUUUACGGUGUUAAGAAGGGUGAUCGCAUCAUCAUUUGUUCUCGAAACCUUCUGAGUUACUACACUGUGUUUUGGGCUUGCCACCUUCUGGGCACUGUCACUGCUCUUGUGAAUGCGUGGCUGCCAUUGGAUGCCCUCAGGCAUUCGGAGCAGAUUGAGCCAAUAGCCGCUGAUCUUAAACGCGCUUCAAGUGCCUCCGGAUAUCUUGUUCUUCAGGAUCAUGAGGGAAAAGGCCACUGGGAAGGCUGGGACAUUUGGAGCGAAGCAUUCCUCGAGUAUCAUAAGGAUCCAGGAAAAAUACUACGCAACGAUCCUCGCAUCAUACCAGAGGAUAAUGCGACGAUCAUCUUUACAUCGGGAACCACUGGCCUUCCUAAGGGCGUCCUGAGCACACAGCGAGUGUUCCUGACAUUUUUGUUCAACGUGCGGUCCAUCUUCUGUGUGUCAGCCUCCACUGUCAGAAGAGACUACAUUCGACGAGGCGUGCCGAUCCCUUCUUCGCUCGCCUCAGGCACGAAUAAUGGGAUCUUGCUUUCAUCACCGCUGUUCCAUGCCACUGGGACCAGCGCGACUCUCACUGGUGCCUUUUAUGGAACGAAGAUUAUCUUAAUGAUAAAAUGGAAUGUAGUAGAAGUCCUCUGUCCUUUGAGGUGGAAGCAUAUUCAACGACAUGACUACAGAUUGUGCAAGGAGGAGGGUGUAAUCUCUUUGGGUGGUGUUCCAUUGCUUAUAACCGAUCUAGCCGAUAGCCCGUUGUCUGGUUUUCCCAUAGAAGUGAUCACAAUCAGAGGGGCUCCAGUCAUGCUGUCUAUCCUUCACAGGUCGAAAGAAGCCUUUCCACAUGCAACACUCGGACAAGGCUAUGGUUCCACCAAGACUAAUGUGACAUCAGUUGGUUUCUCUGAAUACGAUCUCAGCGGUUUCAUAACUCCUGUUAAUGAUAUUCUGAUAAUGAAAGAUAAUGUCAGAGCUGCCUCGGGGGUGGUAGGGGAGAUAUGGCUUCGUGGACUGAAUAUGAUGAAAGGGUACCACAGAGACCAAGCUUCCACGGCGGCUACUGACAAGGUAUGCGAAGGAUAGCUUAUUUACAUGUGUUUGAAGGCUCAUCGAAAUGGGUUCUGACUACAGAUGGAUGGGUAAUGACCAGAGAUCUUGGUUGCAUCAAUGAAGAAGGAUAUGUCUACGUUAAAGACAGGAUUAAAGAUAUCAUUAUCCGUGGUGGGGAG
Desarmillaria tabescens is the source of this 1280-nucleotide messenger RNA. RefSeq lists its product as uncharacterized. NCBI's taxonomy places the organism in Eukaryota, Fungi, Basidiomycota, Agaricomycetes, Agaricales, Physalacriaceae. Gene Ontology annotation, biological process: secondary metabolic process. Gene Ontology annotation, molecular function: CoA-ligase activity. The coding region runs from base 16 to 1134 and encodes 372 amino acids. The transcript has 13 exons. The record is from RefSeq and is a predicted model, not a curated record.